Molecule: messenger RNA, 3287 nt
Organism: Erythranthe guttata (spotted monkey flower)
Lineage: Eukaryota; Viridiplantae; Streptophyta; Magnoliopsida; Lamiales; Phrymaceae
Gene: LON1
Product: lon protease 1
Biological process (GO): chaperone-mediated protein complex assembly; protein quality control for misfolded or incompletely synthesized proteins; mitochondrion organization
Cellular component (GO): mitochondrial matrix
Molecular function (GO): ATP binding; single-stranded DNA binding; ATP-dependent peptidase activity
Source: RefSeq, a predicted model, not a curated record
AACUCAUAAAAGUCCCUACUGCUGCUUCUUCCCCAAGCAUAAAAAAAAAAAGGUUCUCAUCACUCUACAAUGGCGGUUCAAAUUGGCCCCCAUCUCUGAAUCCCCAGCCCAGCAUCACCCCCAACAGAAUACCCCCAAUUCAUUCAAAAUCCUCCGCCUCCCUCAAUUAAUUCCCCAUGUUGAAGGCCCUCACCACCAGGUGCAGUGCGCACGCCGCGUUCGGGGCCCAACUCCGCCGGCACGUGCCCGCCGGAGAGCCCGCAUCCCCGCUCCUCCGUGUUCUUCGAGGUCAAAAUAGGAGAAGCCCCUACCUUUUCCGGCGGUUCUUCUGCUCCGAUUCCACCGAUGGAUCCGACCCUGUUGAUACUGCCGGGUUGGAAGCGAAACGGGUCGAUUCGGGUGAAGAGGCGGCGGAAUCCAAGUCUUCGGCUAUUGUAACCACCGUAGUUAGACCGGAAGAUUGUUUGACGGUUAUAGCACUGCCACUGCCACAUAGACCACUAUUUCCUGGAUUCUAUAUGCCCAUAUAUGUCAAGGACCCAAAACUGUUAGCAGCUUUGGUAGAGAGUAGGAAAAGGCAAGCCCCCUAUACUGGUGCCUUCCUUAUUAAAGAGGAGGAAGGGACUGAAGGUUCAGAUUCUGAGAAGAAUGUAUAUGACCUCAAAGGAAAAGAUUUACUGAAUCGCCUUCAUGAUGUUGGUACAUUAGCUCAGAUUACAAGCAUCCAAGGAGAUCAGGUUGUCCUCAUUGGUCACAGAAGACUUCGAAUCACAGAGAUGGUCAGUGAAGAUCCUCUUACAGUCAAGGUUGAUCAUCUCAAGGAAAAAUCAUUUGAUAAGGACGAUGACAUUCUCAAGGCUACAUCUUUUGAAGUUAUAUCCACUCUGAGAGAUGUUUUGAAAACAAGUCCACUCUGGCGAGAUCAUGCACAAACUUAUACUCAGCAUAUAGGUGAUUUUACUUAUCCAAGAGUGGCAGAUUUUGGAGCAGCAAUAUCAGGUGCAAAUAAGUCACAGUGCCAGCAAGUGCUUGAAGAAUUAGAUGUGCAUAAACGACUAAAACUUACCUUGGAGUUAGUGAAGAAAGAGAUGGAGAUUAGCAAGAUCCAGGAAUCUAUAGCCAAGGCCAUUGAAGAGAAGAUAAGUGGGGAGCAGCGCCGCUACUUGUUGAAUGAACAGCUUAAGGCCAUAAAGAAGGAACUGGGAUUAGAGACUGAUGACAAAACUGCUCUUUCAGCAAAGUUCAGAGAAAGGCUAGAUCCAAAGAAAGAGAAAAUCCCACCUCAUGUUUUGCAAGUCAUAGAAGAAGAACUGACGAAAUUACAACUGUUGGAAGCCAGUUCGAGCGAGUUUAAUGUCACACGCAAUUAUCUUGAUUGGUUGACUGCAUUGCCUUGGGGAGAAUACAGCGAUGAGAAUUUUGAUGUAAUUCAAGCACAAAAGAUUUUAGAUGAAGACCAUUAUGGACUGACGGAUGUUAAGGAAAGGAUAUUGGAGUUCAUAGCAGUAGGGAAGCUGAGAGGAACAUCACAAGGUAAAAUCAUAUGCCUCUCUGGUCCUCCUGGAGUGGGAAAAACAAGUAUUGGUCGUUCCAUUGCUCGUGCCUUAAACCGUAAAUUUUACCGGUUCUCCGUGGGAGGUUUAUCUGAUGUCGCUGAAAUCAAGGGGCAUCGCCGAACCUAUAUUGGUGCCAUGCCAGGAAAGAUGGUGCAAUGUUUAAAAAGUGUGGGAACAGCUAACCCGCUUGUUCUGAUUGAUGAAAUCGACAAGUUGGGAAGGGGGCAUGCUGGUGAUCCUGCUAGUGCAAUGCUGGAACUUCUUGACCCUGAGCAGAAUGCUAAUUUUCUAGACCAUUACCUUGAUGUUCCAAUUGAUUUGUCCAAGGUUUUGUUUGUAUGUACAGCAAAUGUAAUUGAAAUGAUACCAAACCCCCUUUUGGACAGAAUGGAGGUGAUCUCCAUUGCUGGGUAUAUUACUGACGAGAAAAUGCACAUCGCCAGAGAUUACUUAGAGAAAACCACUCGAGAAGCAUGUGGUAUCAAGCCUGAACAGGUUGAGGUCACAGAUUCAGCUCUUCUUGCUUUAAUAGAAAAUUAUUGCAGAGAGGCAGGAGUUCGAAAUCUUCAAAAGCAAAUUGAGAAGAUAUAUCGAAAGAUUGCUCUACAACUUGUGCGACAAGGAGGAUAUACUGAGCCCCUGUUUGAUGAGGUAAAGGCGGAAUCAAAUUCUGUGUCCGAUGGAAGUUUGAUUGAAGGAGCAGAAGCCGAAUCAUUAGAGGGUAGUACCGAUGUGAAAGAGUCUGCUAUGGAAGCUGAAAUAGUGGACUCAUCUAAUAAGGAAACGGUAGAAGCAGAGAAAAUCGUGGAAAAAGAAGCCGAAAAAGUGGAGAGGGUUUUGGUUGACUCAUCGAACCUUGUUGAUUUCGUCGGAAAGCCAGUUUUCCACGCAGAUCGGAUAUACGAACAGACUCCAAUUGGAGUAGUAAUGGGUCUUGCUUGGACAGCAAUGGGUGGGUCCACGCUGUACAUAGAGACAUCUCAAAUUGAACAAGGCGAAGGCAAAGGGGCACUAAAUCUAACCGGACAACUCGGAGACGUAAUGAAAGAAAGUGCUCAGAUUGCUCACACGGUUGCGAGAGCAAUAUUGCUCGAUAAAGAUCCCGAGAAUCUUUACUUUGCGAAUACAAAGGUUCAUCUUCAUGUUCCUGCAGGUGCUACUCCUAAAGAUGGUCCGAGUGCUGGUUGCACAAUGAUCACUUCUUUGUUGUCUCUUGCUAUGAAUAAGCCUGUUAAGAAGGACCUUGCUAUGACCGGUGAAGUCACUUUGACUAGAAAGAUUCUUCCUAUCGGUGGGGUGAAGGAAAAGACAAUUGCUGCUCGACGGAGUGAUGUGAAGACAAUAAUAUUUCCUUCAGCAAACAGGAGAGAUUUCGACGAGCUUGCACCUAAUGUCAAGGAAGGCAUCGAGGUUCAUUUUGUCGACGACUACAGUCAGAUUUAUGAUUUGGCUUUCGACUGUACGGACAAGGCACAGUAAUACACACACCUCCCUCCAUAAAUUUAUAAUUUGUUAAUUUUGAUUUUUUUUUACUUCGGCAUCUAAGUACGAUAUAUUUUGCAUUGCGCAAUAUGUAUACUAUUAAGUUAUGUCGAGAGGAGAGGUAGCCUCAUUCAUUGAUACACGAACUACAUCGAUGUAGUGACUGAUUGAUCUUCCAUUAAAGAUGCUCAUACCUUAUUAACUUCUUUUUUUUUCUUUCAAUAAUAAAUGAAGAGAAGAAUUGCUUUA